ACAAGGCAGAAAACCCAUACAAGGAGCGCGACUGUGCUCACCUGCCUGCUUCGACCUGUGGAAUCCACUGCCAACACGCCUUGCCACGCGUGAGGUCGCCCGCACAGCGUUGCUCACUGCCCCCUCGCCUCCGAGGGCUGCGCCGCGUCGCUGACGUCCGCGGCUCCCCUCCCCAGCUGCAAUGGCCGGAUCCGACAUGGACCCUGCCGAUGGCGGCUCGCCUCCCGCUCGCAGGCAGAGAGCUCCGACCAUCACCAUUGACACAACCGCCGUGAAUCCCGGCUCUGCAGCGGCCCCGGAUGUCGAGAGUGGCCCACCUGCCGUGUCCAGUUCCCCGGUCUCCAUGGCAAGCCCCAUGGAACCCCCACCAUCAAGCUCCCACAAGCGCAGUCCUUCUCAAACAGGACCCGAAGGACAAGCCGGCCGAACCUCUGAAUCCAAGGACAGCCGGCCGACCAGUCCGCACAAUGUCUCGCACCCUCUCUCGUUCCGCGGUCCCAGCCAGGGCUUCCUCGCCGUGCCCAACACGCAGCGCUCGCGCCAGAACUCGCUUAACUCGACAGACGACGCCCGCUCCAUAACGUCCUCCCAAGGAGACACCGUGGUGGCUGCCUCAUCUUCCGGCGAGAAGAGCGGUCUUGCGUCCAGCGCCCGGUCGGACAAUGAUCAAGUCAUGAACGAUCCGAAUGCCCUCAAGCCGGAUCAAGGGAGGGAAGCGGAUUUCAAGGUCGAGGACAACCCGUUCGCCUUCAGCCCGGGCAUGCUGAGCAAGAUGUUCGACCCCAAAAGCCUAUCGGCCUUUUACAAGCUUGGCGGCCUCGCUGGGAUCGAAAAGGGGUUGCGAACCAACCGACACACGGGCUUGAGCGUGGACGAAACCGCCCUGCAUGGUUCCGUUUCCUUCGAGGACGCCACCUCUCGCGCCUCGGACAAGGCCCUGACGGAAGGCCUUGGCAUUGUCGCACCCGAUAGUCCUACGGCGGGUCCAACAAGGCGCGACUCGGCGAACGACGCCUUUUCCUCCAGAAAACGCGUCUUUGGGGAUAAUAGGUUGCCCGAGAAGAAGGGAAAGAGCCUUCUCCAGCUCAUGUGGAUCACAUAUAACGACAAGGUGCUGAUCCUGUUGUCCAUCGCUGCCGUCGUCUCCCUUGCCGUCGGCCUUUACCAGACAUUUGGCCAGGAACACGACCCCAGCAACCCGGCCGUCGAAUGGGUCGAAGGAGUGGCCAUCGUCGUGGCCAUCGCGAUUGUGGUUUUGGUCGGGUCUCUCAACGAUUACCAGAAGGAGCGACAGUUCGCCAAGCUGAACAAGAAGAAGCAGGAUCGGCUGGUCAAGGCGAUCCGGUCGGGGAAGACGGUUGAGAUGUCGGUCUUCGAUAUUCUGGCUGGUGAUGUGCUGCUGCUCGAGCCUGGCGACAUGGUCCCCGUUGAUGGUAUCCUCAUCCAGGGCUUCAGCGUCAAGUGCGACGAGUCUCAGGCGACCGGCGAGUCGGACAUCAUCCGCAAGAAGCCCGCGGACGAGGUCUUUGCGGCCAUCGAAAACCACGAGAACCUCAAGAAGAUGGAUCCCUUCAUCCAAUCCGGUUCCCGUGUCAUGGAGGGUGCAGGGACUUUCCUGGUCACCUCGACCGGCGUGCACUCGAGCUACGGCAAGACCAUGAUGUCCCUGAACGAGGACCCCGAAAUCACCCCGCUGCAGUCCAAGCUGAAUGUCAUUGCCGAAUUCAUCGCGAAGCUUGGUGGCGCCGUCGCCCUGCUUCUCUUCCUCGUCCUCUUCAUCAUCUUCCUCGUUCGGCUCCCGCGUCAGUACUCGAGCUACACGCCCGCGGAGAAAGGACAGCGCUUCAUCGAGAUCUUCAUUGUCGUCGUCACCAUCGUGGUGGUUGCUAUCCCCGAAGGCCUUCCGCUCGCUGUCACGCUUGCGCUCGCCUUCGCCACGACACGGAUGAUCAAGGACAACAACCUGGUGCGGCACCUGAAGGCCUGCGAAGUCAUGGGCAAUGCGACGACCAUCUGUUCGGACAAGACCGGUACUCUGACCCAGAAUAAGAUGCAAGUGGUGGCGGGCACGAUCGGCACCACCCACCGGUUCGGCGCCACAGCCGCGCCAGAGGAUCAGGGGCCUUCGGACAAGGACGUGACGUUUCAGGAACUGGCCUCGACACUCAGCGCUGAGGUGAAGGGCCUGGUGCUGAAGUCCAUCGCGUUGAAUUCAACGGCAUUUGAGGGUGAAAAUAACGGGGAGCAAACAUUCGUCGGCUCCAAGACGGAAACUGCGCUGCUCACUCUGGCACGGCAACACCUGGCCAUGGGUCCCGUCAGCGAGGAGAGAGCCAACGCAAAGAUCCUGCACUUGAUCCCCUUCGACUCUGGACGCAAGUGUAUGGGCGUCGCCGUCCAACUGGAAAAUGGCAAGGCGCGCCUGUAUGUCAAGGGAGCGUCCGAGAUCAUGCUGGAGAAAUGCACCCAGAUCCUGCGCGAUCCCUCCUCCGGCCUGGCGUCUGCCACCCUUACCGAGGACAACCGUCACACCAUCAAGAAGCUGAUUGAGAUUUAUGCACGGAACUCGCUGCGCACAAUUGGACUGAUCUAUCGCGACUUCGACCGGUGGCCGCCCCGAGUCUCGCGCCGUAUCGAUGCGGAGAAGGACGAGAUUGUCUUCGAGGACAUCUGCCGGAACAUGAUCUUUAUCGGCAUGGUUGGCAUCAAGGACCCCUUGCGUCCUGGUGUGCGCGAGGCCGUGAAACUUUGCCAAAAAGCUGGUGUCGUGGUCCGCAUGGUUACCGGAGACAACCGGCUGACGGCCGAAGCUAUCGCUCGAGACUGCGGGAUCCUCCAGCCCAACAGCGUCGUUCUCGAAGGUCCCGAGUUCCGGAACAUGACCCCAGCUCAGCAGGAAGACAUCAUCCCCCGCCUGCACGUCUUGGCGCGGUCCAGCCCCGAAGACAAGCGCAUCCUGGUGAAGCGCCUCAAGGACAAGGGCGAGACGGUGGCCGUCACGGGAGAUGGCACCAACGAUGCGCCCGCCCUGAAGAUGGCCGACAUCGGCUUCUCGAUGGGCAUUGCCGGAACCGAAGUUGCCAAGGAGGCCUCGGCCAUCAUCCUCAUGGACGACAACUUCAAUUCGAUCGUCAAGGCGCUAAAAUGGGGCCGCGCCGUCAACGACGCGGUCAAGCGCUUCCUCCAGUUCCAGCUCACUGUCAACAUCACGGCCGUUGCCCUGACCUUCAUCUCGGCCGUCCAGAGCGUAGACCAGACGUCCGUGCUGACCGCGGUCCAGUUGCUCUGGGUGAACCUCAUCAUGGAUACGCUUGCCGCGUUGGCCCUUGCCACGGACCCGCCACAUGACAGCGUGUUGGAUCGCAAGCCCGAGCGCAAAGGAUCCUCGAUCAUCUCGACGACCAUGUGGAAGAUGAUUCUCGGCCAGGCGGUGUAUCAGUUGUUGAUCACGCUGUUGAUUUACUUCGGCGGCGUCGGCGUCCUUCCGGGCCCUGACAACAUGUCGGAUGACCAGAUCCACACGCUAGUCUUCAAUACGUUCGUCUGGAUGCAGAUCUUCAACCAGUGGAACAACCGGCGCUUGGAUAACAACCUCAACAUCUUCGAAGGCAUGCUGAAGAACCCCUACUUCAUAGGCAUCAGCGCCAUCAUGUGCGGAGGCCAAGUCUUGAUCGUCAUGUUCGGCGGACAAGCCUUCCGGAUCGCGGAGGAAGGCCAGUGGCCGGUGAUGUGGGGCAUCGCCGUCGUGUUGGGCGUCCUCUCGAUCCCGGUCGGUGUCAUGAUCCGGCUCAUCCCCGACGAGCUGAUCGAGAGCUUGAUUCCCGAGUCUUUCAAGCGCAAGGGCCAUCCUAAGGUGCCAGGCGUCACCGUGUCGGAUGACGACGAGCGCUUCAACGCCUACCCCGAGCCGCUUGCCGACGUCAGGGACGAACUGGCCUGGCUCAAGCGCAUCAAGGGCGGGCGCCUUAAUAACCUCAAGUUUGCUAUGCGGCACCCGCGCGAGACGUUCCUGCCUCGGAGGAGCCCUGCGCCCAGCCGCGACCAUUCGCGAUCAAAUUCGUUUCACCGGUUGCCGCAGACGCCCACGCGCCAGGACAGCAUCGGCUCCGUCGCACCGACCCCCGACUCUCGGCGGCGCAGCAGGAGCAUGCGCUCCCGGUCGAACAGCGCUCUUGGUGCCGCGACCGUCAUGACGGGCAUCGUGGCCGGCAGUAUCGGUGCCGGGUGGUCGCCGAUCGAUCGGCGCGGGGAGUCCGAGUUUGGGCAGUUCCCUCGACCCGCUCCCCUGGAAAGGAGUCAGUCGCAGCCGCCGGCCAGCCAGUCAGUGUUUGGCGGACAGGCCCUCACGGCUGAACCGCAGGAGAUCGGCGACGGGCCUGCGCCUGCGCCCGUCCAGGACGUCCCCAUCCUCAGCAUACCCAAGCCGCCGAAGUCGCCUUCCACGCCGAAAGCGGGCGAGGGCGAGUGAAGGGUGAUGGAAGGAACGGGACACUAAGCGCGAAUACUGGGAGCCAUUGGCGAUGAGUAAUCCCCCGCGGACUCGCCAUAUAACGGAGUCUU
Messenger RNA from Thermothielavioides terrestris NRRL 8126, 4560 nucleotides. RefSeq lists its product as uncharacterized. Gene Ontology annotation, biological process: calcium ion transmembrane transport; intracellular calcium ion homeostasis. Lineage: Eukaryota; Fungi; Ascomycota; Sordariomycetes; Sordariales; Chaetomiaceae. The coding region runs from base 182 to 4468 and encodes 1428 amino acids. The transcript is spliced from 3 exons. Gene Ontology annotation, cellular component: membrane; intracellular membrane-bounded organelle. Gene Ontology annotation, molecular function: ATP hydrolysis activity; P-type calcium transporter activity; ATP binding. The record is from RefSeq and is a predicted model, not a curated record.